Molecule: messenger RNA, 1656 nt
Organism: Arvicola amphibius (Eurasian water vole)
Lineage: Eukaryota; Metazoa; Chordata; Mammalia; Rodentia; Cricetidae
Gene: Agpat3
Product: 1-acylglycerol-3-phosphate O-acyltransferase 3
Exons: 10
Coding region: 439-1569 (376 amino acids)
Cellular component (GO): endomembrane system; endoplasmic reticulum
Molecular function (GO): 1-acylglycerol-3-phosphate O-acyltransferase activity
Source: RefSeq, a predicted model, not a curated record
GAGAACCCAGAGGGAAGGUGGUCUAGCCUGAGUGAUCAAAAACGUCCCGAGGCUCAAGGGGACCAUGGGAGCUGGGAAGGGGGUCUAGGCUGGGGCUUAGGAGGAUUCUAGGGUUGGGCCCAGGAACACCCUCGGUUACUGGGGGUAGGGCACCCCAGAGGACUCCAGGGAACCAAAGAGGUCCAGGUUUGGCCCAGGAACACCCCGAAGAACUUCAGGGUGAUGAGGAGGUCCACGUUGGGCCCAGGAACACCGCAUACCCUAGAAGGACUCCAGGGGGCUGAAACGGGGUCCAAGCUGGGCCCAGGAACACUACGGUGGGACCCCGGCCCUGCAGGUCGGAUACCCUUGAGGACAGCCAUCACCUGGCUCUGCUACCUUGUGCCUUGGACGGCUGUUCUCAGUGAAGGACCGUGCGCCCGCCCCUGAGCAGCGACCAUGGGCCUGCUUGCCUACCUGAAGACCCAGUUCGUGGUGCACCUGCUCAUUGGCUUCGUCUUUGUGGUGAGUGGGUUGGUUAUCAACUUCACCCAGCUGUGCACACUGGCCCUCUGGCCCAUCAGCAAGCAGCUAUACCGCCGCAUCAACUGCCGCCUGGCCUACUCGCUCUGGAGCCAGCUGGUCAUGCUCCUGGAGUGGUGGUCCUGCACGGAGUGCACUCUCUUCACCGACCAGGCCACCGUGGACCGCUUUGGGAAGGAGCACGCAGUUGUCAUCCUUAACCACAACUUCGAGAUCGACUUCCUUUGUGGGUGGACCAUGUGCGAGCGGUUUGGCGUGCUGGGGAGCUCCAAGGUGCUGGCUAAGAGGGAGCUGCUGUGCGUGCCUCUCAUCGGCUGGACGUGGUACUUUCUGGAGAUCGUAUUCUGCAAAAGGAAGUGGGAGGAAGACCGGGACAUUGUCAAAGAGGGGCUGAAGCGCUUGGCGGACUACCCAGAAUGCAUGUGGUUUCUCCUCUACUGCGAAGGAACGCGCUUCACAGAGACCAAGCACCGCAUCAGCAUGGAGGUGGCUGCCUCCAAGGGGCUGCCGCCACUCAAGUACCAUCUGUUGCCCCGGACCAAGGGUUUUACCACUGCAGUCCAGUGCCUCCGGGGGACAGCUGGAGCUAUCUACGAUGUGACCCUGAACUUCAGGAGUAGUAAGAACCCGUCCCUGCUGGGAAUCCUCUAUGGGAAGAAAUAUGAGGCAGACAUGUGUGUGAGGAGGUUCCCCCUGGAAGACAUCCCCGUAGAUGAGAAUGACGCAGCCCAGUGGCUUCACAAGCUGUACCAGGAGAAGGACGCCCUGCAAGAGAUGUACAAGCAGAAGGGCACAUUCCCAGGAGAGCCAAUCAAGCCUGCCCGAAGGCCGUGGACCCUCCUGAACUUCCUGUGCUGGGCCACCAUCCUACUGUCCCCCCUCUUCAGCUUUGUCCUGGGUGUCUUUGCCAGUGGAUCCCCACUCCUCAUCCUGACAUUCUUGGGGUUUGUAGGAGCAGCUUCCUUCGGAGUCCGAAGACUGAUAGGAGUGACCGAGAUAGAAAAAGGCUCCAGCUAUGGCAACCAAGAGCUUAAGAAAAAGGAAUAAUUAAUGCUGUGAUUGAACACCCAUAACCUGACGCGGUAUCCAAUUAACUCAAUUAAAAACAGAACACACGAGAACAAGGGAAAGAGA